UGUUUUUAGAGUCUAGUGCUAGGACGGUCAGCACGUGGGGAGGAGAGAGACUUACAGAGGGGGACACGUUGGGAUUGAGUCGGGCCCAGGUUAUAGAUAUCGUUUAACUAUAAUUCACGGUGGCGGUGCGGGAUAAAAAUAAUCACGGUGUAGCUGCUAGGGUCCUGAGGAGAUGCCGCUGAGGUUCCGGUCCUUCGUCCCGUACACACUGCCAGGGGUACUGGCGCUGAUUGGCUGGUGGUGGUACAUCUCCCGCAAGAAAGGACGAAUCACCAGCCACGAUUCUGAGGAGGGGGCGGUGCCGGGGGCCCUGGGGCUGCUGUCGUCGCCCAGCGAGGGCAGCAACGGGACGGCGGAGAGGGGGCCCCACAGGAAGCCCGGCCGGGGCCGGUUCCGGGUGCAGGAAGAGCCGCCGCUGGGGCAGGAAGUGACCGCCGAGGUGCACGCCCCCCUGUGCGCGGCGGUCGAGAGGGCGGACGUCCCCGCCCCCUCUUCCUCUGCGCUUCCCCUGGAGACCGGCGGAGGCGGAGCCGCCGGACAUAGGAACUCCGACCUAAGGCCGGUCGCCGCGGAGACGGUGGAGGCGAAGGUCGCGCACCCGAGGCCGGAGCAAGGGGACGCGGGCGUGGGCGACGCCCAGGAAGCCGCUGGCACGGCGACGGGCGACGCCGACUCCGCCGCGGGCGCCGUCGCCGGGAGCGGCCGGGGGGUCCCCGUCGCCGAGGUGGAGCGGUCGACGUCGGCCCCGCCCCCGCAGGCACCCGACGCGGCGCAGGCCAGCGUCGUGAGGCCUGAGCCGGAGGGGGAGGUGGCGGCAGACAGAACGCCAGUGCCUUGCGCCGACGCUCCCCCUUCCAAAGAGGCCCCCAAACCCGCCCAGCAGGCCCCCAUACCCGCCCAGCAGGCCCCCAUACCCGCCCUGCAGGCCCCCAUACCCGCCCAGCAGGCCCCCAUACCCGCCCUGCAGGCCCCCAUACCCGCCCUGCAGGCCCCCAAACCCGCCCUGCAGGCCCCCAAACCCGCCCUGCAGGCCCCCAAACCCGCCCAGCAGGCCCCCAUACCCGCCCAGCAGGCCCCCAUACCCGCCCAGCAGGCCCCUAAACCCGUCCAGCAGGCCCCCAUACCCGUCCAGCAGGCCCCCAUACCUGCCCAGCAGGCCCCCAUACCCGCCCAGCAGGCCCCCAUACCCGCCCUGCAGGCCCCCAUACUUGCCCAGCAGGCCCCCAAACCCGCCCAGCAGGCCCCCGUUUCCACGGAGACGUUGGUUAGCAUGACAACCGCGCCGACCACGGCUGCAACGAUGGCCACAGCGGUCGCCGCGCUCCCCCCCGCUGCCCCUCCCGUCGCGGCUGCGGAAGCGGGGCGGCUCGGCCCCGCCCAGGAGAACGGGCUGGCGGCGGCGGGGGCGGAGGAGGAGGAGCCGGCGGAAGGAGCCGGAAGCGCGGGGGAGAUCGAGCGGCUCGCCGCCGGGCUCAUCACGGAGGUCAUCUUGGCCGCCGCGCAGGAGGUACUGAUAGUCAGCCGGGGUGAGGGCGGGGCCGGGGGCAGGGCUUUCUGUCAAAGCCAGAAAGAUGACGAGGAGGAGGAGGAGGAGGAGGAGGGGGAGGAGAGCGGGGUCGUCUGGGAGCCCAGCAGCAGCACCCCCGUAACCAAUGGGAGGCCGUGCACCUCGCGAGACACGCCCACGGAGGAGAGCCCCCCCUCAAAGGGGCGGUCCGAGUCGGGGAUGGAGGAGGGGGGGUCGUCGUUGUCCUCAACGACGAACUUGACGACGGCGGCCGGCCUCCGGCUCUCCGACGCCGGGGGGGAGGAGCUGAACGGCUGCCUGGCCCCCCCGUCGUGGGAGGAGCCCGCCGGCCCCAGCCAGCGGGCGGAGCCGGGGAGCCCCGCCCCCUGUGCGGAGGCCACGCCCCCGAGCCUGAGCAAGCUGCGGGCGGAGGACGGCGUGGGGGGGGCGGCGGCGCUGGCGGCGGCGGCGGAAGAUUCGGGGUGCAGCACCUGCCAGUCGGAGGACGGGGCGAGCAGCGAGGACCUGCUCCACAGCACGGGGCUGUCCUGCGCCCCCCCGGCCGGCCGGGACCGCCUGCUGCACCUCUCGGGGAUCUGCCGAGGCAGGACCCCCGAGGGCCCGGGCGGGCGGGGCCUGGAGGGGGCGGGGCUGAACGGCGCGGGCCUGGGGAACGGGGCGCUCCUCUCCGGCGAGACGGAGGCGGACCACUCCGGAGGUUCAGAUGUGAACAGUAUGGACAGUGUGGACAGUGGCUGCACUCUGGGGGCAGGAGAUGGUCCCAGUGGAAGCACACAGAGUUCAGAGCUCAUCAUCUGGGAGAUCGAGGUGCCAAAGCAUCUGGUGGGACGAUUGAUCGGGAAACAAGGGAGAUACGUGAGCUUCCUGAAACAGAGUUCCGGAGCGAAGAUCUACAUCUCCACCCUGCCUUACACACAGGAGUUUCAGAUCUGUCACAUAGAGGGUACGCAGCAGCAGGUGGACAAGGCCUUGGCCCUCAUAGGGAAGAAGUUCAAAGACUUGGACCUGACCAACCUGUACGCCCCGCCCCCUCUUCCCCUCACCCUGCCCUCACUGCCCAUGACGUCCUGGCUGCUCCUGCCUAACGGGGUGACGGUGGAGGUGAUCGUGGUGAACAUCGUUUCGGCGGGGCACGUGUUCGUGCAGCAGCACACGCACCCCACCUACCACGCCCUGCGCAGCCUGGACCAGCAGAUGUUCCUGUGCUACUCGCAGCCCGGCACCCCCGCCUUACCCUCGCCCGCCGAAGUGGGUGUGAUCUGCGCAGCUCCUGCAGUUGAAGGCGCGUGGUGGCGGGCGCAGGUCAUCUCCUUCUACAAGGACUCCGGCGAGGUGGAGAUCCGAUACGUGGACUACGGCGGCUACGACCGAGUCAAGAUCGACACGCUGCGGCAGAUCAGGUCGGACUUUGUGACGCUGCCGUUCCAAGGAGCUGAAGUUCUGCUGGACAACAUCGCACCCCUUCCUGGUGAGGAGAGGUUUUCGGCCGAGGCCAGCUCCGCCCUGGAGGAGAUGACCCGAGGCGUGGCCUUGCUAGCACAGGUGACUAACUAUGACAAUAACACCGGACUGCCCCUGGUGCAGAUGUGGAACAUGGUAGGGGAGGAGUUGGUGUCGGUGAAUCGCACUCUGGCCGAACGAGGGUUUGGCACCUGGGUGGACAGCUUCUGAUCCCUGCUGACCCCGCCCUGAUGCCCCCCCCCCCCCAUCCCUCCCCCCCCCCCCCACACUCCUCUCUGCCCUGCACGCCCUCCUGGUCACCGCACACUGGAGUUUGGCACCUGUUCUGGGCAGAGCCCCCCCACCCUCCCUAAUCGGAGCGUACGCACCACUGGUUUCCCCCUCUGCAGUUUUUUUUUUUUCUUUUUUCAAGUCUCUUGAGUUUGCACUUUUUUUGUUUUUUUUUCCCUUGGGAGCAGUCUUUGUCUUUUCCUCUCCCUAAUCCUGAAUUAAAUCCACGUCUAAGGAUUAUCAACGAAUGAAUUUUGCCACUUCACACCCCUCCCCCCACGUCAGAUGUCCCCAAAAAAAAAAACGAAAAACAAAAAAAAAAAAGAAGGAAAAGAAGAAAAAAGUACUUUUGAUCCUUGGUAUUGUAAAUUUCACAAAAAAGAGAAAAGAAAUCUUACAGAGUUAACUGAAUAAAGGUUGAUCAUAACUCCGUC
Anguilla anguilla (European eel) is the source of this 3693-nucleotide messenger RNA. RefSeq names its product A kinase (PRKA) anchor protein 1b (gene akap1b). Bases 173 to 3199 code for a protein of 1008 amino acids. The transcript has 11 exons. The record is from RefSeq and is a predicted model, not a curated record. Gene Ontology annotation, molecular function: RNA binding. Lineage: Eukaryota; Metazoa; Chordata; Actinopteri; Anguilliformes; Anguillidae.